ACAUAGUACAUGCACAAAUGGGCAACAUGCUCCCAUGCUUGGUCCAAGCCAGCAGCAGUAUCAUGCCCCGCAUAAACACCAAACAAUGGUCUCGCUCCAUGAAAUUCCUCUCAGGAACCCUCCACCGCACCAAGAAGCGGCCCCAUUGCAGCAACAGGGUGGCCAAAGCAGCUGCCAGAAGGGAGACGACGUCGCCGUCGGCACCAGAUGACCAAGCCACCUCAAGAACAAGAAGCAGAGGAGCUCCCAGCAGGAACGGCCACAACCGGCGUGUCGUCAGAGUCAAGGUCAUCCUAACCAGGGCGGAGGCCGCGCGGCUCAUGUCCCUCACCACGCACGGCGACAGGACCGCCGAGGAGGUGGUGGCCGAGUUCAAAAGGUCGCAGCAGACCACCAGCUCCAAAGCCUCCGCUGCCCAAUUAGUCAUCAGCGAGCUCAAGAGGAUGGAGGCACAGGCACUCAUCGCCCGUGCUGAUACCUCUGCAUCAGUGUUGGCGGCGUGGCGGCCGGUGCUAGAGAGCAUCCCCGAGCAGUGGUAGUAGUUUCUCAUAUACACAUCAUGAAUACCAUUCAUUCGCACGUGUGCAUUGUUCUUCAUUCAUCAGUCAUCAGUGUCCUUGAUGUUCCUGUGAAUCGUUUUAGGUUAGUUCGUAUCAUUUAAAUUCACUA
Messenger RNA from Sorghum bicolor (sorghum), 669 nucleotides. RefSeq lists its product as uncharacterized. Lineage: Eukaryota; Viridiplantae; Streptophyta; Magnoliopsida; Poales; Poaceae. The transcript has a single exon. The record is from RefSeq and is a predicted model, not a curated record. The coding region runs from base 18 to 539 and encodes 173 amino acids.